Molecule: messenger RNA, 1109 nt
Organism: Theobroma umbraticum
Lineage: Eukaryota; Viridiplantae; Streptophyta; Magnoliopsida; Malvales; Malvaceae
Product: calmodulin-binding protein 25-like
Biological process (GO): response to osmotic stress
Cellular component (GO): nucleus
Molecular function (GO): calmodulin binding
Source: RefSeq, a predicted model, not a curated record
AGCUCUCUUGUCUAUCUGCUCUUUCUCUCCCAUUUCCCCCUCUCUGCUUUUCUUUCGGUUUCUUCUUCUUCUUCUUUUCUUGUGCCUAAUCUCUACUCUGUUGGUGGUUUCUGCGCAAAGAAGAAGACUUCGUACCUAUACCGAAUAGAAUGAUUCUUUUCUUCUAGAGAGCUUUUCCUUUUGUUUCUUAUGUUUUUCUUAUUGUUUCGAUAGCAAAGAUAUAGCUUUUUUUCUUUGGUGGAAAACAGAGAGAAUAGCAGUACCAGAUGGCAUCAUCGGAAAACCUGGCGAGCAUCGAACCGUGGACGUUUCGUCCCCGCUUUGCUGAUUCCUGGAUCUCCGAAGCCUUUGCUCGCGAUACCGAAACUCUGACGAGAGCGCUCGAAAAGUCCAUCUCUAAUUCCUUCAGCAACUCAGAUUCCCUGUCCCCACUGCUGAACCUCAUCAACCCUAACACUUCGUCCACGGCCACGGCCACGGCCACGGCCACGCCCAGUGCUUCAAACGUUUCAGGCUCUGACCCUGAAACCGCACCCAAACGUAAGCGGACCACCAUCCCCCCUCCCACUGCCACUGGGAAAGUCUCCAAACGCAAGCCCCGCCCCUCUAAGCGCUCUCAGACCACCUUUAUAACGGCGGAUCCGGCCAAUUUCAGGCAGAUGGUGCAACAGGUGACCGGAGUCAGGUUUGGUAAUGCACAGAUGUCUCUGAGUCCGAUCCUGAAGCCAGAGCCGCAGAGACCCGGUAGCCGGUUGCCGAAUGGGGCGGGGCCUGGAUGCUUGCCUACGCUGGACACCUCGGCGUUCUUAUUGGAUCAUCAGCAGCAAUCUUCUGGGGCAGUUGUUGGGUCCAGUUUACUUCCGUUUCAGUCUUCUGUAGUGGAUGAGGGUGUAGCUUCCGCUGGGGCUACCCUAGAUUGUGACACUUUUCCUAGCUUUCCCACUCUAGAAUCCUGGAAAGUGUAGUUUUUUGUUAUUUAUUUCAAUUAUCAGUUGUAUCCCUUUUUUGGCUAGUACGUUUCUAGCGCAGGACAUGGGUGGAGCUGUUGGUUACUUGUAAUUUUUUUCUCUCACUCUCUCUAAUAUGGUAUAGUUUUCUUUUUUCUUGUC